AUGGCUAGCCAAACUUCCAUCACUGCCGUCCAAGGCUCAAUUACUUUUGAUGUCAACCUCCCUUCCUCUUCCACUUCCACAACUCAAACAUCCCCAGCCGAACAAUCCUCCCUCUCAAGCAACCGCACCCAAACCUACACCAAUAAUCCUCAACACUCUACCACCUACGCAUCGCCUACCCUUGCGUACAACGGUGAUCAGGCAGCAGCCACCCAGUACUACACCGCCGCUGCUAGAAACAGCAUCCAAAACUUCGAUGCGGCUUUCAACGGCAAUGGCGGUGGGCAAUAA
Messenger RNA from Botrytis sinoallii, 291 nucleotides. RefSeq lists its product as uncharacterized. The transcript has 2 exons. The record is from RefSeq and is a predicted model, not a curated record. NCBI's taxonomy places the organism in Eukaryota, Fungi, Ascomycota, Leotiomycetes, Helotiales, Sclerotiniaceae. Bases 1 to 291 code for a protein of 96 amino acids.